AUGUUGAUUCAAAAUUUAAUGAAGCUGUUGCUUCCUCUUACUGUCCUAACAGGUCAAGUUCUUGCCGUCGACCCAACUCCAGCUGACAAGGCAAAAUGGGAUGCAGUAUGCAAGCAAAAGGUCGGAUCUCAAUUUUCCAUGCAGUUUGAUGCGACUGGCAAACCGACUGGGCAAUGUGUUGCGCCUCCAGUUACAAGCUGUUAUUGGGGUCCAUAUACCGAUCCGAAAACAAACAAACCUGGAUGCUGCGGUAAAGAUAAGGGAACUUUUAGUGUUGAUCCCGUGGUCAAGACUGAAGGAGCAUGUUGCGUUGCUCCAAGUGUCUUUUCUUUCGACGGCACAACGAAGAAAGGCGAUUGUUGCGCUCCAGGUAAAUUCUAUCAUGCCGAUCCAAAGACCUUGACUGGGAGCUGCUGUGCAAAUGACGACGACGUGUUUACUUGUGAUUGUUCUUGCAAACCAAACCCAACACCUUCCUGCCCCAAGGGCGACGGAAAAGAAUUCACAGCUGGAGGCAAGAAAUACAAACUCUAUUGUAAAUUGAUUAAUCACGGAACAAAUGACUUGGGCCAAGCACCCGCACCUUCAUUGGGCGAUUGCAUGACUCGCUGUUCUGGAAUCAGUAAUUGCGUCCGUGCAAUUUGGAAUCAAGAUACCGGAAUCUGCUACUUACGAACUCACGGCAACAACGCUGUACCCGUAACAGUUGAUCCCUAUGAUAGUGCUCAUCUUAUCGAGGAGCCUGUUUGUCCUUGCCCGUGCCCAAGUACAACUCCAUGCCCAUCGUGCCCAACACCAGCCCCCUUCCCAGAUAAAUGCCCGGCUGCUGAAGGCAAGACUACUACGGUGGGUGGAGUUGAAUACAAGGUUUAUUGUACGCUGGGCCACACAGCGGCAAAUCCAAACUUGGGAGUUUCGAGCGCAAAGGACUUCAAGGAGUGUAUGGAACAGUGCUCUGCCAAAGCCUCACCUUUCUGUCAAGGCGUCAACUUCUAUGACGAUGGUAAUCCCACUGACAACUGUGUUUGGGCUUCCAUACACCAGAGUCCUCCAACAGGAGCAGCGCCUGCCGGAGGUGACUUCUUAUGUGCUGUCCCUGUUAUAAAGAGGAAUUAG
Messenger RNA from Botrytis byssoidea, 1116 nucleotides. RefSeq lists its product as uncharacterized. Lineage: Eukaryota; Fungi; Ascomycota; Leotiomycetes; Helotiales; Sclerotiniaceae. The record is from RefSeq and is a predicted model, not a curated record. The coding region runs from base 1 to 1116 and encodes 371 amino acids. The transcript has 9 exons.